Molecule: messenger RNA, 2148 nt
Organism: Abrus precatorius (Indian licorice)
Lineage: Eukaryota; Viridiplantae; Streptophyta; Magnoliopsida; Fabales; Fabaceae
Product: protein STRUBBELIG-RECEPTOR FAMILY 2-like
Exons: 16
Coding region: 1-2148 (715 amino acids)
Biological process (GO): protein phosphorylation
Molecular function (GO): protein kinase activity; ATP binding; protein binding
Source: RefSeq, a predicted model, not a curated record
AUGGUUUGCGACUUCCUCCAUCUGCCUAGUCUCUACCUCCUUGUUUUCUCGUCCAUUUUGAUUUCUCAGGGCUUGGCGUUCACUUAUCCAUCUGAAGUGUCAGCUCUCCAGGAUCUAUACAGGGCCUUAAACUACCCACCGGUGCUCCAAGGAUGGAAUGGUAGCGAUCCUUGUGAGGAAUCUUGGACAGGAGUUGCUUGUUCUGGCUCAUCAGUUAUACACCUGAAAAUUCGAGGAUUGAACCUUACUGGCUAUCUUGGAAGCCUGCUUUAUGAUCUCCGUAACUUGAAACGACUUGAUGUUAGUUCUAAUAACAUAGUGGGCGAAAUACCAUUCGGUUUACCCGCCAAUGUCACACAUAUGAAUUUAAGCCACAAUUUCUUAAAUGGGCCCAUUGGUGAUGUCUUUACUGGCUUAGAUAAUCUCAAAGAAAUGGACCUUUCAUACAAUAAUUUCUUAGGUGAUCUGCCGUGUUCAUUUGGUUCCUUAAGAAACCUUGCUAGAUUGUUCCUGCAAAAUAACAGAUUCACUGGAGCGGUCGCUUACCUGGCUGAACUUCCACUAACAGAUUUGAACAUUCAAGAUAAUCUGUUCAGUGGCAUUCUUCCACUGCAUUUUCAAUCCAUACUGAAUUUAUGGAUUGGAGGGAAUAAAUUCCGUGCAGAGGACAACUCGCCUUCGUGGACUUUUCCUCUGGACACUGUAUCAGUUAAGCAUAACGCUAGCAGCCCACCCACAACUCAGGCAAAUGCCAUUAAGAAUUAUGCUCCUCCCAGAUUAAAUGACGCGCCUCCCAGAACGAAACAUAUAGGUCGUGGAGGAAUAGCAAUUAUGGUUGGAGGAGGAACACUAAUGGCCACAGGUAUGGUGCUCUUGGUUGCAAUCCGUUUGAAUAAACUGCAAGCAGAGAGUCAGAGCUUGAAGAGCUCCGAAAGCAACCAUGGCUCUUUGCUUUCUCAUCCGACCAGUGCAACCAUAGAGGUCUCUUCUACCGCACUAGAUGAGAGCCCACAAAUCCCCCCUUUUAACUCUGCAUCUCAUUCGGAAUUGGAUCCAAUGCUAUUGCCUCCCCUGAGCCAGAACAAUACAGAGGAACUAUCAAGAAGAAGUUUUUCUAAACGAGGCAGAUCCACUGGAAGAACGAAGAUUUACACAGUAGCGGAGCUUCAGGUGGCUACUAACUGCUUCAGUGAAGGCAACCUUCUGGGAGAGGGAUCUAUUGGUCCUGUUUACAGAGCUAAAUUUCCAGAUGGCAAAAUUUUGGCCGUGAACAACAUAAACAUGGCGGGCCAGUAUUUCAGAGAAGAGGAAAACUUCUUGGAUGUCAUUUGCACAGUUUCCCGACUGAAGCACCCCAACAUCGUAGCACUCCACGGUUACUGUUUGGAGCGCGGAAAGCAGCUUCUUGUUUACGAUUACGUUGGUAAUUUAACUCUAGACGAUGUUCUUCAUAGUGAGCCAUACAAACCUCUGUCGUGGAUUCAACGUCUUCGGAUUGCUCUGGAAAUUGCUCAGGCUCUGGACUAUUUGCACUCAGCAUUCAGCCCUCCUGUGACCCACGGCAACUUGAAGGCUACCAAUGUCCUGCUGGAUGAAAAUUUGACGCCUCGCGUAUGUGAUUGUAGCUUGGCUAUUUUGAGACCACUCAAUCAAGUUAAAAUUCCGGCUACUGAGAUUAUUAUUGAAGAGAGAGGCUACGUUGCACCAGACCAUGGACAACCAGGAUCCAGUAGCAGAAAGAGAGACGUUUUUGCCUUUGGGGUAUUGCUUCUGGAGCUCUUAACAGGAAGAAAACCUUUCGAUGGAGCAAGGCCAAGGGAAGAGCAAUAUCUAGCGAAAUGGGCUUCACCCAGGCUUCGUGAUAGAGUGAGUUUGGAGCAGAUGGUCGAUCCCGGUAUGAAAAGAACAUUUUCGUUCAAGGCUCUUUCUCAUUAUGCUGAUAUCACCUCACUCUGUAUACAGGCAGAAAGGCAACUCCGUCCUCCAAUGUCUGAAGUUGUGGCGUCUCUUGUAUCUUUGUACCAAAAGUUCAACAUUGAAAAGAGUGGUGUUGUAGAUGGUACUGAAUUCGAUCCGCUUGAGAGAUCUUUCCGUUCAACCAACACACGCUUUAUGGUUUCACCAACAAUAAGCCAUGCAUCAGCAUGA